UGGGUAUUGAAAGUAACCUUUGACAAGGCCUAUGUGGUAAUUAGUGUCUCCAGCAGCAGGGUCAUAAUUGUUGAUAGGCCACAGUAGCAAGAUUUGUGUUCUCUUUAUAUUAUUGAUUAAUACUAGAGUCUACUAGCAGAUAUGACAGACCUAUAUGAAUGGGAAGUGAAUUAGCACAGAACUUGAUUGAUAAAGAUCGUCGCAUUUAUAGUUUACAUUUGCGUCGCCACACAGAAGAAAAUACACCAUCUAUUGUGGUCAACUGCAAUUGUACAGCUGCAGUUAUGCCAUCUAAUGCGAAAGUGUUGAUUCAUUAUGGACCUUAUGAAGCUUGUGGAAUCGUGAUACACAGAGAAGCCAGAUUAGAAGGACUUAAAUAUGUAAUGACUCAAGAUGGUCAUACUGUUGAGCUAGUUUCUAUGGAUGAUUGGAAUAGGAUUGAAAUUUGGGUAAAUGGAGAACUUAUAUUUCAAUGUGAUAUCAGAGACUUAGAUUAUGGAGGUGAUGGAGAUUUAGAUGAAAAAUGUCAUGAGGCACUAGCAGCUGUCAGGAAAGCUUAUUGAAUCUGCCUUAAUUUGCCUUAAUUACUACAAGCUAGUCUUAGUGAUCUAAACAUGUGCAAAAUUGUUUAAUACAACUUCUUAUGCAGAAAUUUCAAGAAAUGAGACGAGAAACCUGAAUGCCAGCUUUAAUUAAAAUAAAGCAUCAUACAUUUCAUGUUAAAAAAAAAUCCAAGAUAUAGUAAUGUAUUGUACAUUUAAGAAUUUUAUACCUUAAUUGUUUAAUUUCAUCAAUAUUAAGGCAUAAUUUCACUUACAUUGAUCUUAGUCAGUUUUUUUUAAUGCAUAUAUUUUAUAAAAUAUUUUUUGUACAUAAAAUGUAAUGUGGUCAUUUUACUUUUUUCUUUAAAGGGCCAAUCCCGAUAAUUUUAUGGAGAAUAAAACUGCUUAAUUUUGUUUCAAAAUCCCUUAAAAUCGUCUAACUAAGGUCCAAGCAACUAACUCAAUAUUUGUGAUACGUUUUCAAACAACUUAAACCUGUCAGUCUUCAUCUGGAAAUGCAGACCGAUGUCUCAAAAUGAAUUAUAGGGCAUCUGGAUAAAAUAAGAUUUUUUUUUUAUAAAAAUAAUGUGUUGGUGAAAUUUACUUUCGUUAUCAAGUACAGCACGUGGGUUGUGCACUGUUUAGACCUCUCAAGGAACGGGAAUCGAUCAUCAAGUCACCCAACGAAAAAAUUGACCCGAAAUUUUAAAAAGGUUACAUGCUCGGAUAAGCAGUUUUGAUGUUCACGUCCAAACGACUCAAUAUUUUGAGCUGAAAUUUUGAGACAAGGUAAAUACACCACUCCUCUAUAUUUUGGCGCUUAAAUUUCAUACAUACUCGGACAUUUAUUUUUGAGUCUCUGUUCAAAUCGGGGUAGUCCCUUUAAUAUAGAUUUUAUGUUUCAAAUGAUAAGUUAUUUAGUUAUUGUAAAAGUUUGUUUUUUUAUAUAUUAUUUUUAUUGUUUCUUAAAUAGUGUAAUGCAUUUGUUAAGUGUCAACUAAUGAACCAUAAUGUCAGUUUAAAUUACUUGACUGUUUUUUUAUAUAUAAUAUUUUCUUUCUUAUAACUUUUUUUAUUUAGAUGAACUUCCAUAUUUUUCAUCUUCUUGUCUUUCAUUGCACCUGUGAUUUUUGUUAAAACAAUUGUUUUAAUUACUGCUUCCUAGCCUUGAAUCAAAAUAUAAAUAUGAAUGCAUAUUAUAUUAUUAAUUGACUUUUUUUAUUUAUCACGACUGGUUUUAACUAUUUAUACAUGUGCUAAGUUACUGUUUGAUAAUAAAAUAUUUCAAUUUUUGUAAAA
Messenger RNA from Patella vulgata (common limpet), 1841 nucleotides. RefSeq names its product UPF0728 protein. The transcript has 4 exons. NCBI's taxonomy places the organism in Eukaryota, Metazoa, Mollusca, Gastropoda, Patellidae. The coding region runs from base 159 to 563 and encodes 134 amino acids. The record is from RefSeq and is a predicted model, not a curated record.